Penicillium maclennaniae is the source of this 1098-nucleotide messenger RNA. RefSeq lists its product as uncharacterized. The record is from RefSeq and is a predicted model, not a curated record. Lineage: Eukaryota; Fungi; Ascomycota; Eurotiomycetes; Eurotiales; Aspergillaceae. The transcript has 2 exons. Gene Ontology annotation, biological process: retrograde vesicle-mediated transport, Golgi to endoplasmic reticulum. Gene Ontology annotation, cellular component: membrane; Golgi apparatus. The coding region runs from base 1 to 1098 and encodes 365 amino acids.
AUGCCGCUCCGAGUCAAUAUCCCUCCGGCUACUCGUAUUUGUCUCAUCAUCUUGCUCGCCCUUUCCUUUCUUUACAACGUUGCCAGAUGGCGACAACUUGACACCUCAGCUGGCAGCGUCCAGGCCACCCCGAUCAUUCCCUACCUUACGCUCGUUCCCUCUUUCUUCUACUACUACCCGUGGACGCUCGUCACGGCCACUUUUGUCGAGCAGAAUAUCUUCACCGUCGUUCUGAACGCGACGACAAUCUUCUAUGGGGGAAAGUAUCUCGAGCGCGCGUGGGGUUCCCGCGAGUUCAGCAAGUUUAUUGCCGCCGUCACUGUGAUCCCCAAUGCCGUGAUCGUUCCGAUCUACCUCAUCUGGAGUGCUGUCGGAGGUUCUCCAAGCAUAGGCCUCACCCAGAUCUGCGGGGGUGUGGCCAUCCAGGCCUCCUUCCUUGUCGCUUUCAAGCAGCUCGUCCCCGAGCACACAGUCACUAUCUUCAAGGGUCUGAUCAAGAUGCGCGUGAAACACUUCCCGGCUCUAUUUUUGCUCCUCAACACCCUCAGUGGCAUCUUGAUUGGAACAGAUACCGCUGCCUUCUUGGGUUGGCUGGGUCUCCUGACUAGCUGGACCUAUCUCCGAUUCUACAAGCAGCAGCCCGAUCUCACUGGAACUUCGACGAAUGGCCUCGGAAUCAAGGGCGACGCCAGCGAGACCUUUGCUUUUGCCUGCCUAUUCCCCGAUGUGAUGCAGCCACCGAUCGCCUUCGUUGCCGAUCAGGUUUAUGCACUUUUGGUGGCCAUGAGAAUAUUGAGACCGUUUUCCGAGGAUGAUAUUGCUUCUGGAAACCAGCAGGUGCUAGCCCGAGGCGAAGCUGGUCUCCCAACCCUCCUGAGCCAGCGCGGUGGAGGCUCGCGAGGUGCCGGCAAACGCGAAGAGGCCGAACGGAGACGCGCUUUGGCCCUCAAGGCUUUGGACCAGCGCCUUCAAGCGGCAUCUGUAGGACGCUCACAAGCCGGCACGUCAAUAUUUGUCGAGCCGUCAGCUCAACCGCUGUCAGCACCUGCUGGCCAGAGCAUGCUGGGUGAAACCAGCUAUAAUCCAGAAAAUGCAUAA